GCUUGUUCCGAAGGAAAAUCUGAAACUGUUGGAAGAAAAGAAAAAGGGAUUGACAGAAACACUGUCAUUGGACUCGCCCCAUAAAACCCUUUUAAAGCCCCUCUAAAGUCUCAGCUAAAAGACUGAAUUGAAGGGAUAUGUCUGUCUCAAUCCCUCAAACUGCUUUUUUCUCUCUAACUAACGUUAAUGGGAGUAGAAGAGCCAACGGGGUGUUAAGGAAACCGCUGAUGCUUAGGAGUUUGACGGUGAGAGCUGGUCCAAAGAGGAUCUCUUUCGGGGGUGAUUGCAGAGAGGCGUUGCAGGCUGGGAUUGAUAAGUUAGCUGAUGCCGUUUCUGUCACCUUGGGUCCUAGAGGACGAAAUGUUGUUCUUUUUGAGUCUGAGAAACUUAAAGUAGUUAAUGAUGGUGUCACCAUUGCUCGGGCUAUAGAACUAUCCGAUGCUAUUGAGAAUGCAGGAGCAAUGCUAAUACAAGAGGUUGCAAGUAAAAUGAAUGAUUUGGCUGGUGAUGGUACUACCACUGCUAUUAUUUUAGCUCGAGCCAUGAUCAAGUUUGGAUUGUUGGCAGUUUCUUUUGGAGCUAAUCCUGUUUCUCUGAAAAGGGGAAUGGAUAAGACUGUGAAAGAAUUGGUUAAGGACCUGAAGAAGAAAAGUUUGCCAGUGAAAGCGAGGGAGGAAAUAAAAGCUGUGGCUUCAAUCUCUGCUGGUAAUGAUGAUUUCAUUGGGAACUUGAUUGCGGAAGCUAUAGAAAAGAUUGGCCCCGAUGGAGUAAUUUCUCUUGAGUCAUCCUCAUCAUCUGAAACCUUUGUGAUAAUUGAAGAAGGAAUGAAGCAGAUUGACAAGGGAUAUAUGUCACCCCAGUUCAUUACUAAUCAAGAUAAAUCUCUUGUGGAGUUUGACAAUGCCAAAGUCCUUGUCACUGAUCAGAAGAUUUCAAGUGUCAAAGAAAUUGUUCCUUUACUAGAAAAGACUACGCAGCUGAGUGUCCCUCUGCUAAUCUUUGCGGAGGAUAUCUCAAUGCAAGUGCUAGAAACACUAGUUGUGAACAAAAUGCAAGGCGUAAUUAAUGUUGCUGUUGUCAAAUGUCCAGGAUUUGGGGAAGGAAAGAAAGCCCUGUUGCAGGACAUUGCCCUUAUGACAGGAGCUGAUUUUCUUUCUGGUGAUUUCGGUAUGACGCUUGCUGCUGCAACUUCUGAUCAGCUUGGUGUUGCACGGAAAGUGACUAUAACAAGCAAUUCAACAACCAUAGUUUCUGAUCCUUCUACUAAAGCUGAAAUCCAGGCAAGGAUUAUGCAGAUAAAAAAGGAUCUAGCAGAAACUGAUAGUGCAUACUUGUCAAGAAGGCUCUCAGAAAGAAUUGCUAAACUCUCUGGUGGUGUGGCAGUCAUUAAGGUAGGAGCGCAUACUGAGAUGGAACUUGAAGACCGUAAACUAAGAAUUGAAGAUGCAAAGAAUGCUGCAUUUGCUGCCAUGGAUGAAGGGAUAGUACCUGGUGGUGGUGCAACUUAUAUACACUUGUCAGAGCAGAUUCACACAAUAAAGAAUUCAAUGGAAGACUCAGAUGAACAGAUUGGUGCUGAUAUUGUAGCAAAAGCACUCCUUGCACCUUCAAAAGUAAUUGCAACUAAUGCAGGUGUUGACGGAGAAGUUGUAGUGGAGAAGACUAGAAAGCUCGAUUGGAAAAUUGGCUACAAUGCAAUGUCUGGAAGAUAUGAAGAUCUAAUCAACGCGGGAGUUAUAGAUCCUUGUCGAGUUUCAAGGUGUGCCUUACAAAGUGCUGUCUCUGUUGCUGGGGUAGUUCUAACCACUCAAGCUAUAAUGGUAGACAAAAUAAAGACACCCAAGCCAGUUGUCCCUCUUGUCCCAGGAAUUAGUCCUUGAAUAAAAGGGAAUAAAACGGAGUAAAAGAAGAUAGUGGUAGGUUAAAGCUGAAGAAGAAGCCAGCAAAAGCUGUAUUUGCAAUGGUUGAAACCAAGCUGUAAACUGGUUGGCUUGGUUCUCGAGAACCAAAAUGGAUUUUACCAUGUGAGCCUCAAAUACCAUGGUGUACGAGUGCCUACUGAAUUGCUUCCUUGUAGCUGCAGUACGUUGUAUUUUUCCUGCAUCCCCCGCAGCCAGCAGCUCAAUUUAUUUAGCUGUUUGUAAAUUUUAUCAUAAAGUAAUGUAAUAGAAACGUCCUGAAACGAGAUGAAUGUGAAUGUUCAUUCCAUUGGCGUUGAGAAUGGCAUUGUUGUUAUUGAAUGCA
Messenger RNA from Gossypium raimondii (Peruvian cotton), 2244 nucleotides. RefSeq names its product chaperonin 60 subunit alpha 2, chloroplastic. The transcript is spliced from 9 exons. Gene Ontology annotation, biological process: protein refolding. Bases 138 to 1880 code for a protein of 580 amino acids. The record is from RefSeq and is a predicted model, not a curated record. NCBI's taxonomy places the organism in Eukaryota, Viridiplantae, Streptophyta, Magnoliopsida, Malvales, Malvaceae. Gene Ontology annotation, molecular function: ATP-dependent protein folding chaperone; ATP binding.